This is a messenger RNA of Nematolebias whitei (Rio pearlfish), 2544 nucleotides long. RefSeq lists its product as uncharacterized. The record is from RefSeq and is a predicted model, not a curated record. The coding region runs from base 157 to 1977 and encodes 606 amino acids. Lineage: Eukaryota; Metazoa; Chordata; Actinopteri; Cyprinodontiformes; Rivulidae. The transcript has 18 exons. Gene Ontology annotation, molecular function: protein binding; RNA binding.
UCCUACUCCCGCCCCCGCUGUGUGUUCCCGCUGCGGAAACGCGGAGAGGAAAACGCAGCUGAGCUGCUAAAAUUAGAUUUAGUAAUGUAACUUCAGGCGGUGUUUAGUAAAAUUGAGGAGUAUAAGACGUCGCGGCCGGACGCGCCUUACUGAAACAUGCAGGUAUUUACAGAUGAAUCCGAGUUUACGGAUGUUCAAAUGAUCCAAAGAGUUGUGGGUAUGUUUGAGAGCCGCCGUUUUCAUAGGAUUCUGUCAUAUGGCCUUCUUGGUUUUGAGUACGAUGAGGAGCAAGACGUGGACGAUCGUGACAGCUGGUCCCACCAACGUAACAGUUUCUAUGGAUACCAAGAUGGUAGAGGAUUAAGUAGGAACCACUCCAGGUCGUCCAGCUCCAUCUAUCAACCUUCACUGAGUUAUUCUUCAGCCCAUAGCUCGCCCGGCUCGCCCUCUUUGAAAGUUCAGCCCAAGGAGAGCGAUAUUGAGCGGAAAGCUAGAUUAUUACAAGAAGCUAAAAAGAGCAAAGAAAAAGCUGAGAAGAAGCGGCUGAAGAAACAGAAACAGAAGCAGAGAAAACAAAUGGAGAAGGAAAAACUGAAUAAAGAGGGAAACGCUGCAGAAGAAGAUAAAUCUGUGAACGACCCAGAGAACAAUGAACCCAACUCCAGUGAGAAGAACUCUGCUGCUGCUAAAGAUACAGACAGCGACUGCAAUUGCAGCGAGUACGAGUCCAGUUACGAAGAGGAGGACACCAAGAACGACUCUGGAGACGAAGAGGGACUGGAUCUGACAAGCACUUUUGUGAGCAAAGCUGCUCUUAUAGCGAGGCGUAAAUUAGAGCAGAAAGGGAAGAAGAGCCCUGAAAAGUCUAAAAGUGUCCUGGACCCAGAAGAGCUGGCUCUAAAGGAGGCUCAGAAGAAGGAUUCUGUCGCUCCCGCCAGCCUCUCUAUUGAAGAUAACGUAAAAAUAAGCACUGAUCUCGCAAUUAUGGGAAAUAAGUUCGCCAGUUCAGGAGACUAUAGCAUGGCUGUCAAGUAUUUCACAGAUGCAAUUAAAUACAACCCUAAAGAGUUUAAGUUGUUUGGCAAUCGUUCCUUCUGCUUUGAAAAGCUGCAGGAAUGCGAGAAGGCGCUGGCCGAUGCAGAGCUUUCUUUGGGCAUCUGUCCGGGCUGGAUUAAAGGGCUGUUCAGGAAGGGCAGAGCUCUGGCGGGUCUAAAGAGGUAUGAAGAGGCAGCUGAUGCCUUCAGGGACGUCCUGAAACGGGAGAGUUCGUAUGCUGAAGCUGCUCAGGAGCUUAUGCGAGUGCAGAUAAUACAAUUAAUGGAGUGUGGUUUCACUCGUGAGCAGAGCUCCAAUGCUUUAAUUAUCCACGGGACCGUAAAAAAAGCGUUAGAGGUGCUGUCCAAAUUACAUCCUCAGCCAGGAGCUGUAAUAACCGACGCGCUCCCACCGGCUCGAGCAACGUCCAUCACCGGAGUGUCUCCGGUCCUUUCAGCCGGCACACUUCCUUCGCCUGUCGCCGCUCAGUCGCACAAAAUCCCCGAAAAACAACUUGUGAAGGAACCGACGCAGAAUAUCUCCAGUAUUAAGUCUAAUUAUACUCAGGCUACGAAGAUCGACUACAACCCCCCACCAUUAGAGCUGUUUCCAGUUUGGGUGGGAAACUUGACUUUCCCACUGACGGAGUCCACAAUUACAAACCUGUUCAGCAAGGUAGGGGUGGUCUAUAGCGUGAAGGUUUUAGCUUACAAACGUUGUGCCUUUGUCAACUUUACAAAACCGGAGCACUGUGACGAAGCCAUCAGACGCUUUCACGGCUCCAUGCUGAACGGCGUGAGGAUGGCUGUGAAAUACCCGGACAGGAUCCCUGCAGGCAUGGGCAUGUCCAGGUCUGCCCUCAGAUCUCAAGACCUGCAGGAGCACGAUCUGAGGUCAAACGCUAACUGGAGGAGAGCAGUUGAGGACCCAUCGUCAGACUAACAGACUGUUCCAGCUGCUUCGCUCCGUUCGUCAGAAUCAGUUGGGCCAUUUCUACAGAGCGCCAGGCGCUGCUUCAUCAUCGUCGUAUCAAUCACUGGAUGUGACUCCAUGUACGAGCAUCGUUUGGCUUUUACUUUUGAGCAGGAGGCGAGUGACCAGUUAUUAUUUUAACACAUACAAGAAAGAAAACUUUUUGUCCGUUACUACAAGUGAUGGAAAUAUACAGUUAUUCUACUAUAGUAUUCAAACUGAGUGCGCAGUAUUAUAUCGGCUAUAACAUGAUUCAACUAAGAGUUUUUAUGGCUUCAAAUAAUCAGGGACGUCACUGGUCCAAGUUAUGGAUCCUUUGUUUUUAUUUUUCACUCAUGUAACCAACACACAUGACCUGCUCAUGUAACGUAGUGUUGAUUUAAAACACUUUACGGUCUAUACUUUUUAAACUUGUCUAAGGUUUUAAUCUGGUUUCAGUUUUCUACGUUGAACUUGUUUUCUUUCCGUUUUACUAUUUAGAGCUUCAAAAUGUCAGCCGAUGCCACCGCAGCCUUCAUUAAAAUGUUUCUUGUUUUU